Molecule: messenger RNA, 1223 nt
Organism: Manihot esculenta (cassava)
Lineage: Eukaryota; Viridiplantae; Streptophyta; Magnoliopsida; Malpighiales; Euphorbiaceae
Exons: 6
Coding region: 215-895 (226 amino acids)
Biological process (GO): regulation of DNA-templated transcription
Cellular component (GO): histone deacetylase complex
Molecular function (GO): transcription coregulator activity; protein binding
Source: RefSeq, a predicted model, not a curated record
UUAUAAAAAAAAAAAAACACUUCCUCUUUCAUAAUUCUGUGUUUUUUCUCUCUCAGAAAAUCGCAAAUUUCUUCUCAAUUUCUCUCCCUUUUGUCCCCGAAACCUCCGUAAACCUUCUCAGCAAUACAUGAUCUUCAUUUCAAUUCUAGUUUCGAGUUUUGAUUAUCUAAUUUUAACCCAGUUUUUAUUGACUCACUGAGUUGGAAUAGAAAUAAUGCUCGAGGCUAUGGAGAGUUCAGUCAAUGGAGGAUUCUCGCAUUUACAGAGCUGUGGAGACAGCAGCGAGGAGGAACUCUCUGUGUUGCCUCGUCAUACUAAGGUGGUGGUGACCGGAAAUAACAGGACUAAGUCGGUGCUUGUGGGUCUUCAGGGAGUAGUCAAGAAGGCUGUUGGUCUUGGCGGUUGGCAUUGGCUGGUUCUUACAAAUGGCAUUGAAGUAAAACUACAGAGGAAUGCCCUCAGUGUGAUUGAGGCUCCCACUGGCAAUGAAGGUGAUGAUGACUUGGAAUUUGAUAACCUGCACUGGAAUGUAUCUGAUAUGGCAUCCGAUGAUACCCAAAAGUCUCAUAGAUCAAGACAUAGGACUCAUAAAUCAACAGGAUCAUCUCACAAGAUUAUGAGCAGGUCUCUCUCUUGUGAUUCUCAGUCUAAGAGCUCUGUUUCUACGCCUCAUGGGGCUGCUGCCGCCGCGAAGGUUGACCUCAGCAAAUUGGAAAUGGCUGCCUUGUGGAGAUACUGGAGGCACUUCAAUCUUGUGGAUGCUAUCCCCAACCCAUCUAAAGAGCAGCUUGUAGAUGUUGUUCAGAGGCAUUUUAUGUCCCAGCAAAUGGAUGAGUUGCAGGUGAUUGUGGGAUUUGUUCAGGCAGCAAAGAGACUGAAGACAGUCUGCAAGUGAGAUGUUCUCUCAAUCUCAAAAGCUAACAGGACAGUCUGUAACAUAUGCACGGCUUGUUUAUCAUUAUCCUUGAUGUUAGUGGCUAGUAUUUACUUUGUCCCCAGCUAUAGAGCUUUUUUUUUUUGUGGGUCUUUUUGUAGUGUAGCUAUGUAGAUAUUUUGUAAACUGGACCUCCCAAGCUUGGUUUAAUGUAUUGCUGACAUUGGGGAAGUGGGGCUUCAGAAACUGUAUAUAUUCUUGGAAGAUCUAUUUAAUCCAAGUAUCAAAAAGGGGCCUGGCCCUGCCCUGCCCGGCCCGGCCCAGUGCAGCCCAAUCAGUGAUUAUCAAA